Messenger RNA from Acanthosepion pharaonis, 855 nucleotides. NCBI's taxonomy places the organism in Eukaryota, Metazoa, Mollusca, Cephalopoda, Sepiida, Sepiidae. The record is from the annotation of a GenBank genome assembly.
AUGAUCUUUGACAGUUCAGAAUGCUUCCUUUCUUGUCAUUUGGCCCAUUAUAUUUUCGAUGCCUCAUUUUUUGGCUAUUAUUUUAUCUUUAACAUUACUACUGUUCUCCCAUUCAGUAGAACUUUUCUUUCCACUCUUCCUCAUCUCUUCCUUAUACAAUGCGUGUUUUAUGAUUUUACCUUUUCUAUCUUCUCGGAUUUUGUUCACCUCUUUCAUUCAUUUAUUUACUUUCUCUUCAUAUGGCUUUCAUUUUCGUAUUUCAUCUCGCUCGAUCCAUUUCCGUCUCUUAAUUCCAAUUUUUCUUUCACUCUCACCAAUUAUCUAUCACUAGCUGAUCUUUCAUUUCCUUCUGUUCAUCUCGCAACUGCUUUUACUUUUCAAUCACUUUCUUCUUAUUAUCCAUUGCCAUUGCUUUUCGUCCUUUUUAGUUUUUCACUUAAACCUUUUUCUGCCCCUUUUCCAUUCUCUCUUUCUGUCCUUUUCAUUUCAUUCUUACAUUAUUACAUUAUUCGCUUUUUCAAUUCAAUUUCCAUCUAUUACUUUCUCGCGUUCCAUCAUUUAGAAAGUGACAAUAUUUUAUAUAUAAUAUGCCAUAAAAUUCGUAUCUAUCUAUCUAUCUAUCUAUCUAUCUAUCUAUCUAUCUAUCUAUCUAUCUAUCUAUCUAUCACUAUAACUAUAUUCACUGUAACAGCUGCUUCUCCGGACUAUCUUUCAAAAAGCAUAAUGCGGAUUACACUUAAUGGCGUUGCUACUGAUGUAUUGACACCGGCAGUUCUUACACCACAUCUACAUUUCCCUUUCUUUCAUUUAGUCUUUGUCCCUCUCCCUUUCUCCCCUCUCUCUAUGUACAUAUAA